Molecule: messenger RNA, 2112 nt
Organism: Penicillium concentricum
Lineage: Eukaryota; Fungi; Ascomycota; Eurotiomycetes; Eurotiales; Aspergillaceae
Product: transcriptional regulator family TF
Exons: 5
Coding region: 1-2112 (703 amino acids)
Biological process (GO): positive regulation of transcription by RNA polymerase II; DNA-templated transcription
Cellular component (GO): nucleus
Molecular function (GO): DNA-binding transcription factor activity, RNA polymerase II-specific; zinc ion binding; sequence-specific DNA binding
Source: RefSeq, a predicted model, not a curated record
AUGGAUCGUGCGGAGUCAUCCGGCGGCGAGUCACAAAGACCCGCGAAGCGGGCAAAGAGGAGCUCGGUUGCAUGCCGGAGAUGUCAUACCCAGAAGAUCAAGUGCUCUGGGGGUACCCCAUGCAUUGCCUGCGUGACCGCCGGUCAAGCUAGCGCUUGUAACUAUCCCUUUCGAGAGCGGAAGGUCACAAUACCUGAGCACUACCUGAAACAAUUGGAGGCCGACUCGCAGGCUCUCAGACUCCAGAAUGAAACUGCCCCCAGUCAACCUAGGAGUCCCGGGGCUGACGUCGACCAGCUGCUGGACUCGACGAUAGUAUCAGCAGCAUCAGAUCUUGGGGUCGUAAACCCACUGUUCGAUGCACGCCGGGAGCAGCCACCCGCUCAAAUCGUAACGGAACCAUCAUUCAUCGGUGAAGCAGCAUGCGAUGCGUUCAUUGAAAGACUCCUGCAGUCGCUCAGCCACAGAGAAGCCAACUCACUCCCGGCUCCGCACAAGUAUAUAAUUGAUAUGCCCGGAGUACGCAUGCCAGCCAUUAACUAUACACUUCCCGAACGAGUCCACGCCAAACUGCUGGUCCAGGUGGCCGCGAGGUUCAUCGGAAAUGGCCAGCAUCUGUUUUUAACCUCGUACAUGGAAGAGGUUGACAGCGUCUAUAAGAAAGAUGCAGAGCCCAGCUCUAUAUGGUUAUGCAAGUUGUUAGCACUGCUUGCUCUUGGUGAGUUGUACUCGAAUAGACGGCGUGGUAACGGUGACAACAAGGCCCCAGGGGAGGAAUAUUUUGUAUCUGCGUUGAGUAUGUUGCAUAACCAAUAUGAAGAUACCACAACACUACAUGUUGAGGUUUAUCUCCUACUGGCAUGUUACUCAAAUGCGCUCGGUCGCGUUAGAUCCGCCUAUACUUAUUCAGGUAUUGGGAUGAGAGUUGCGCUAAGUCUUGGCAUGCAUCGAUCGUCGUCCUCUCUACAUACUAGUGCUGUCGAGCGGGAGUCCCGGCGGCGCAUAUGGUGGUCUCUUUAUCUUUUUGACCGACUGACUUGCUCCAAGCUUGGCCAACCAACGGCCGUGAACGACGAUGACAUUGACGUGGAGCUACCAACGAUGGAUGGGCUGACAGCGGAAGAGAAAGAGGAGUUCCCAGAUCCAGGUCACUUGUUCGCUAGUGUUGGCCUUGCGAAGAUAGCAGGAGACAUAUUGAGUGACAUAUAUUGCAUGCCAGGACGAAAAAAGGUUCAUUUCGUCAAGAGGGUUCAAGGAAUUCUACGGAACCUCCGAGACUGGGACGACACGCUACCUCAAAACCUCACAUUUCGCUGGGACGAUUCGAACCGCCAUGUCGCCAGUCUCCACCUCUGUUACAACCAGUGCAUAAUCCACACAACCCGACCGAUUUUACUCCACCUAUUCCGCGCACAGUUCUGCCUCGAUGGUUCCCGCACCGCAGACCAGCCGUCCCAGAGCUUCUCCCCGACAACCACGGCGCUGGCUGAUAGCUGCAUAAAUGCGGCGCGCACAUCCAACCGUAUCCUCUCCAAGCUAUUUGUUGAUGGUACAUUGGCCACUCUGGGCUAUUGGGACGCACACUACCUUUUCUCCUCCACCCUAAUCCUUCUCAUGGCCGCCGUCAUGAGCCCCAGCCAGGCUGUCUCCGAUGCUGUGGACACUGCUCUCAGCGUCCUUUGCUCCAUACGCGAUGAUGGCAAUGUUCCCGCCAGUGACUACUAUGAACGUCUCAAGCUGGUACAGAAAAGCAUCACCGAACUGAGUGAUAGAGUCAUAAAAGGGAAAGAGGUUGGUCUCAUUGCCACCGCCGCGCAGACUCACCAGGUAGGAGCUGCGGGACUUGAAAGGGCGCAAAUAGAAGGUGGAGGCUGGGUUGCACAGAAUAGUGACGUUGUUGAGGCAAUGGGUGGAGAAAGUCGAGGUGGAGGUGUUGGUAUUGAAAAUUUCAGGCUAGAAGACAAUUUUGACGCCCUGGCCAAUCCUUAUAUUGACGGCUUCUUGGCUGAGAAGUCUUUCACCUGGCCGAAUGCCUUUCCAGAUGGAACUACGUUACAGCAGUUUGCCAAUGAGCUCGGUGUUAGCUUUGGUCUGCUUGAGCCUCAUGGGUAG